AUCAGGUGAGUUUACCUUUGAGCAUCAAAAUUCAUGAUUCUUUUUCAGUUUGUUCAUUCUUCUAGAAAAACUUUUCUUCUUUUUAAUUGUUUUUAAUCUCAAAGAUUUCAGGACAUCCGGAAGGAUUGUGAAGCUCCAAAAUCCUGAAUCGACAGAUUUAAAGAUGAAAGCUGCUUCAUUGGUACCGGUUCUGGUGCUGCUUCUGGCUCCACCGUUGACCAGCUCGGAUCUCAUCCUUCCUCUGGACUGCAGUGACAUCUACAACCACAACAACAGUGAGCCCAGUGGAGUCUACACCAUCUAUCCCAUCGGAGCCACGUCUGCUGUGCAGGUGUACUGUGACAUGGAAGCACGUGGAGGACGGUGGACGGUGUUCCAGAGCAGAAUCGAUGGCUCUGUGAACUUCUACAGACCCUGGGAUCACUAUAAGACCGGCUUCGGUUCAGCUGCAACGGAGUUCUGGCUCGGUCUGGAGAACAUUUUUAACCUCUGUUUGAGGAAGAAAUAUGAGCUUCUGGUCGUCAUGGAGGACUUUGAAGGAAACUCAGCAUUUGCGUACUAUUCCUCAUUCUUUGUUGGUCCAGAGGCUGAUGGGUACAGACUCCAGGUGACCGGUUUCACCGAGGGAGAUGCAGGAGACGCUCUGAGUGUUCACAAUGGACACAUGUUCUCCACCUUCAACAAAGACCAGGAUGGCUCCCUGGCCAACUGUGCCAGAUUAUAUUUGGGGGCGUUCUGGUACGGGGACUGUCACAACACCAACCCUAACGGUGUUUAUUCUUGGGGGGCCGAAGGCUCGAUCCACGGAGUCGGAGUGGAGUGGUCCGACUGGAAGGGCUAUAAUUACUCUCUGAAGAGCAUCAGCAUGAAGAUCCGCCCUGUGCAGUGAAUCGGCAGCUUGUACUCGAUCCCAGUCAGUAGAUUCAAUAAAUCCGAAUCUGAUGCAAAGACAAAGUCAAGUUGACUUUAAAUAAGAUGAUUUUUUUUAAAACUGUUUUUGUUUUCUGCUGUCACUAAGUGAGAAACCAGGAGUCAUCACUGCCCUCUAGUGGUCACAAUGAACUAGAAAAUAUCUGAUGAUAAUUUUGUUUUGAAUUAUAUGAGCAUGAUUUGUCAAAGGGAUUUUUUUUAUAUUUUGUUAUUAUUUUGAAAAUAUUAUGUAACUGAUGUGAAUGUUGACGUCCUUUGUUACUAAAGGAACUACACCUUAAGUCAUAGUCUGAAGAAAUUAAACAAAUGUUUUUUUUUGUUUUAAUUAAAUAAAAAAUGUACUAAACCUGUUUGUGCGCAAAUUUUUAAACCUAAAUUACAGCCACUAGUUCCAGUGUGAGGGGGUUAGAAUUUUACCGUAUCGUAGCAGGAAAUCUCAUGUUAAUUAAGAGUUAAUGACAAUAGAUAAAGCAGCAACAUCACAAAAUAGGGAACUUCUGUGAUAUUAUUUAUGUGAUAUUAUGGAGUCACAUGCCAGACACCACCAUGGAGACACGUUCAAAGAAAAGGACUAAGUUAUCUCUUUUGAGGAUUAUUAAGCCUCGUUUCCACUGAGCGCUCCGGUCCGGUAAGAGUACGAUCCAGUUAAUUCCAAGAGAGUCUGGCCACGGAGAAAAAAUAUGGUGCUGAAAAAUUAAAAGCCGGAAGUCCCUC
Messenger RNA from Oryzias melastigma (Indian medaka), 1644 nucleotides. Its product is annotated as microfibril-associated glycoprotein 4. The transcript has 6 exons. Lineage: Eukaryota; Metazoa; Chordata; Actinopteri; Beloniformes; Adrianichthyidae. Gene Ontology annotation, biological process: elastic fiber assembly. Bases 164 to 889 code for a protein of 241 amino acids. The record is from RefSeq and is a predicted model, not a curated record.